AUGCCACCUCCUGGACUGGGCACUGGGACUUCACAGCGCUCGCGCAGCCUCUCCACCAAUCACAGCGCGGUUUCCUCAACAGCCGUCCAAUCACAGAAAGCGCUGUUAGACGGUGAUUAUGGAAACCAACAUGGCAGCCUGCUGGAGCUGCACACUAGAUGCUCAGCCGGACGAUCACAGAGGUGUCUUGGCGCUCAGGAGGGAAGAAUCUCUCCAACAGAGCUCUGUAGGAAGUGUCUGAACCACAUCAAGAAAACACAACAUCUUAAUGUAAUCACUGUGACAGAGGAGGUUGGCACUGAAGCAGGCUCAAGAAGCGAAGAAACCAGACUGCUGAGAGGUUCCCCCAAAGGUCUACUGGAUGGAAUCCCAUUUACAGUCAAAGACAACUUCUGCCUACAGAAAAUAUCAAGACUACAUUGUGCUUCAGGAUGCUUAAAGACUACACUCCACACAUACAAUGCUACAGUGGUCAGAAGCUUUUUUGACCAAGGGGCUGUUCAUGGGAAGUCCAACAUGGAUGAGUUUGCUAUGGGUGCAGGCAGUACUGACGGGGCUUUCGGUCCGGUGAGAAACCCCUGGGGCUAUGCGGCUCCCUACAGAGAGCAGACCGGGGCAGCGCUAGACUCUGACUGGGUCGUCACUGGAGGAAGUUCAGGAGGAAGUGCUGCAGCUGUGGCCUCACUCACCAGCUACCUGGCUUUGGGUUCAGACACAGGUGGUUCUACUCGUAACCCCGGAGCACUGUGUGGCGUUGUGGCCCUGAAGCCCACUUAUGGUCUGCUGUCCAGACAUGGUCUCAUCCCCCUGGUCAACUCCAUGGACGUCCCCGGCAUUAUGACCCGCAGCGUCAGUGACGCAGCCAUCGUCUUAGGUAUCCUCCAAGGCCUUGAUAUUAAAGAUUCAACAACAACUCCUGCUCCCUCAUCACUGACAGAGUUACCUGAACACUUUGAUGUCAGGAACAUCUGCGUAGGCAUUCCUAAGGAGUACCACGCCCCGGGGCUGUCUGAGGAGACUGUAGCACAAUGGAGCCGUCUUGCUGACAUGUUUGAGAGGGCGGGGGCGCAGGUGAAGCAAGUAUCCCUUCCCCACACCCAGUACUCCAUUGUGUGUUACCAGGUUCUGUGCCAUGCUGAGGUGGCAUCUAACAUGGCCCGUUUUGACGUCCUAUAAUACGGCCAUCGUAGCGAGGUGGACAGCUCGACGGAGGCCAUGUCUGCCUCGAGCCGACACGAGGGCUUCAACGAUGUAGUGAGAAGGAGGAUACUGUCUGGAACAUACUUCCUGCUCAAACAGAACUACCAGCACUACUUUCUAAAGGCUCAGAAAGUCCGCCGGUUGAUCGCAGACGAUUUCAAACGCGUGUUCAGAUCGGGCGUGGACGUGCUGCUGACGCCCACCACUCUGACUGAUGCAGCCCGUUACUCCGACUUCACACAGGAAGACAACCAAACACGCAGCGCGCAGGAAGACGUCUUCACCCAGCCUGUCAACAUUGCAGGUCUCCCUGCUGUUUCUGUGCCAACUGCUUUAUCAAGACGGGGCCUCCCUAUUGGUUUGCAGCUCAUAGCCCCCGCCCUCCAAGACAUGAAGCUGCUCAGUGUUGCCCGAUGGAUCGAGCAAAGGGUUGGGUUUCCCUCCAUCAGUGACUAUGGAGACUCCAGCAAGAGCAGGUGUGACACAGGAAUGUCCAAAAGAGAGCAGACUUCAGCUGUAUGAAAAGAACUGUGGACACCAGGGACUGACUGUUGACAAAGGCACAUAUAAUGGACUUUAAAGUAACUACUUUUCUUGACUUGUACGAUGCCUUUUCCUUGAUGGAAUGAAACACAAGGGAUGGACUCAGUGCUUUAUAACAUGCCUCAUAUUUGAAGUGCAGGGACAUUGUGUUUAAUCUGCGACAUGCUGCUGUAUUUGUUGUCUGAAAGUGGUGCUAUUAAAUAUAUGCAAAAUGGUGAUUUAU
Messenger RNA from Sebastes umbrosus (honeycomb rockfish), 1966 nucleotides. RefSeq names its product glutaminyl-tRNA amidotransferase subunit QRSL1 (gene qrsl1). Gene Ontology annotation, biological process: mitochondrial translation; glutaminyl-tRNAGln biosynthesis via transamidation. The record is from RefSeq and is a predicted model, not a curated record. NCBI's taxonomy places the organism in Eukaryota, Metazoa, Chordata, Actinopteri, Perciformes, Sebastidae. Gene Ontology annotation, cellular component: mitochondrion; glutamyl-tRNA(Gln) amidotransferase complex. Gene Ontology annotation, molecular function: glutaminyl-tRNA synthase (glutamine-hydrolyzing) activity.